ACGCUGCGGGAGCCGCUGCCAGCGCCGGACGGAGUCGGCGGCCGGGCGGAGGACGGGCGGGCGACCCUCGGACGCAGCCCCAGGCCGAGCCGCAGGCUUCCUGGCGAGGCGGGGCGGCCGCGAGCCCCGGCGGGAAGAUGUUCAACGUGGAGUCCCUGGAGCGGGUGGAGCUGUGCGAGAGCCUCCUCACUUGGAUCCAGACAUUUAAUGUAGAUGCACCAUGCCAGACCGUGGAAGAUUUAACGAAUGGGGUUGUGAUGGCCCAGGUUCUUCAGAAGAUAGAUCCUGCAUAUUUUGAUGAAAAUUGGCUAAACAGAAUCAAAACUGAAGUAGGAGAUAAUUGGAGGCUAAAGAUAAGCAAUCUGAAGAAAAUUUUAAAGGGAAUCCUGGAUUACAAUCAUGAGAUUUUGGGGCAGCAGAUUAACGACUUCACCCUCCCCGACGUGAACCUCCUCGGGGAGCAUGCCGACGCCGCAGAGCUCGGGAGGAUGCUUCAGCUCAUCCUGGGCUGUGCUGUGAACUGUGAGCAGAAGCAAGAGUACAUCCAGGCCAUUAUGAUGAUGGAGGAGUCCGUUCAGCACGUUGUCAUGACAGCCAUUCAGGAGCUGAUGAGUAAAGAGUCUCCUGUCUCUGCUGGGAAUGAUGCCUACGUUGACCUUGACCGCCAGCUGAAGAAAACUUCAGAGGAAUUAAAUGAAGCUUUGUCAGCCAAGGAGGAAAUAGCCCAAAGGUGCCACGAGUUGGAUCUGCAGGUCGCAGCCUUGCAGGAGGAGAAGAGUAGUCUGUUGGCAGAGAAUCAGGUGUUAAUGGAAAGACUUAAUCAGUCUGAUUCUAUAGAAGAUCCUAACAGUCCUGCGGGAAGGCGGCAUCUGCAGCUGCAGACUCAGUUAGAGCAGCUCCAAGAAGAAACAUUCAGACUUGAAGCAGCCAAAGAUGAUUAUCGAAUACGCUGUGAAGAGUUAGAAAAGGAAAUCUCUGAACUCCGGCAGCAGAACGAUGAGCUAACCACUUUGGCCGACGAUGCUCAGUCUCUAAAAGAUGAAAUAGAUGUUCUUAGACAUUCUUCUGAUAAAGUGUCUAAACUAGAAGGCCAAGUGGAAUCAUAUAAAAAGAAGCUAGAAGAUCUUGGCGAUUUGAGGCGGCAGGUUAAACUCUUAGAAGAGAAGAAUACCAUGUACAUGCAGAACACCGUCAGUCUGGAGGAGGAGCUGAGAAAAGCCAAUGCGGCCCGAAGUCAGCUUGAAACGUACAAGAGACAGGUAGUAGAGCUGCAAAAUAGAUUAUCUGAAGAAUCGAAGAAAGCGGAUAAAUUAGAUUUUGAAUAUAAGCGGCUAAAAGAAAAAGUUGACAGUCUUCAAAAAGAAAAGGAUAGGUUAAGAACAGAGAGGGAUUCCCUGAAGGAAACCAUUGAAGAGCUUCGCUGCGUACAGGCUCAAGAAGGACAGCUCACAACUCAAGGGUUAAUGCCCCUGGGGAGUCAGGAAUCUUCGGACAGUCUGGCGGCAGAGAUCGUUACCCCCGAAAUCAGGGAGAAACUUAUUCGCCUUCAGCAUGAGAAUAAGAUGUUAAAGAUUAACCAGGAGGGAUCCGACAAUGAGAAAAUCGCCUUGUUGCAGAGCCUUCUCGAUGAUGCCAACCUGCGCAAGAAUGAACUGGAGACGGAGAACAGGCUGGUGAAUCAGAGACUUCUGGAAGUGCAGUCCCAGGUGGAAGAACUUCAGAAAUCCUUACAGGAUCAAGGCUCCAAGGCAGAAGAUUCAGUUCUUCUAAAGAAGAAGCUUGAAGAGCAUCUAGAGAAGCUCCAUGAGGCCAACAAUGAGCUGCAGAAGAAGAGGGCCAUCAUCGAGGACCUGGAGCCAAGAUUUAACAACAGCUCCUUAAAAAUUGAAGAAUUACAAGAAGCUUUACGGAAGAAAGAAGAGGAAAUGAAACAAAUGGAAGAACGAUAUAAAAAAUACUUAGAGAAAGCCAAAAGUGUUAUCCGAACUUUAGACCCUAAACAGAAUCAAGGAGCAGCGCCAGAAAUACAGGCUCUUAAAAACCAGCUUCAAGAACGGGACCGACUAUUCCAUUCAUUAGAGAAAGAAUAUGAGAAAACAAAGAGUCAAAGAGAGAUGGAGGAGAAAUACAUCGUUAGUGCCUGGUACAAUAUGGGAAUGACUCUGCAUAAAAAGGCAGCCGAAGACAGACUCGCUAGCACAGGUUCGGGGCAGUCAUUUCUGGCGAGGCAAAGACAAGCCACCAGCACCAGAAGAUCCUACCCGGGCCACGUUCAGCCAGCCACCGCCAGAAACCAUACUUGAAGCAAGAUGUCAGAGUAGACACAGAAGUGACCCAAGGCAUCACUGUGCUAAUUUUUCACGUUAAGUGCAGAAGUCUGAGCUCAGUGUGAAUGCUUCUGCUGGGUAAGAAGUAAAGCAGAAGGAAUUAGGAGGAAUGGAGAGAACCACGUGGAUGAAAUAUACUGUGGGCUUUCCGGAGGCUACGCAGACCUCAUCAACACAGGAAGUUUUGACAAUAAAAGAUUAAAAAUGAUUUCAGGUGGUUCAGCCUCCCACCCCCGCCCCCUUCCCCUUCUUUCACAAAUAGAGUCAGGAUCCGACUGUUUAAAAGCAGGGCAUGAACACUAACCUUGAUAAGAUUAAAAUUAUUGGGAAAUAGAUCUGCAGAAUAAGAUAGAUGAAAAAAGGAGUCUAUGAGCUGUUUAUUAUAAAUGGGUCAUAUACCAUGAGAUCAGAGGCUUUCAUUUUAGUUUCCUAUUUACUACCCCAGUUCUGGUCUCCUGCUGCACCCACCUGCUCAGAUAUGUUUCUCUAAGGAGAAGCAAGUGCCCCAAGCUUUUAGAAGGAAGUUUUCCGUCUUGUUUGUCUGCAGUGUCUGUUACUUGCCAUUAUUCUGGUGUUUACAUUCGUAACUUUCACUCACCUUGGCCGUAUCUUUAAAUCGUAGUAUGUUGUUUUCAUUGCCUAGCAGAAAUUACAUUUCUAAACAUUCUGUGAUUUUUUUUUAAAAAAAGCAGAAAUAAAAACUUAGCAGUCACAGUGAGAACCCUGCUUACCUUGGCUCAGCUUCGAACAGGAUUUAUAAAUCUCUGUGUCUCCAGUAAUGACUCAGAAUGUCUCAGGAGGCUUGUGAUGCUGCGUGGUCUGUCAGGAAGGUGAAAGGCACUGGGCGCCUUAUCUAGACGGGCCCUGCGGCCCUGGUGCAGCCGCCCUGGCCCGGGGCAGCCCCGCCAAGCCCCAGUCCCGGGGCAGCAGCGCCCGUCCGGCCGCAGGUGGAGUCAGCACAGUGAUACCCCGUUCCGGCUGGGCCGAACCAUCACCCCCGGGUCUGAGUUCUCAUCAACAAAAAGCUUAUUUUCUGUUUUCCUCCUAGACAGGGUAAGAAAAUACAAAGUAAUAACUAAACACUAUAAAAGCAUAAAAUUUAUAUUCUGUAGUGUGUAUUUCAGGAGUGUGUAAUGGGGGGAAAAAUCCAGCAAAUAUUAGUUCACCACAUCUGAAAAAGAGAAUAAAUAAUAUGAUUGUACAUAUCUUAAAAGAACUUUCAAAAACUCAGUCGUAUCUUUUAUCACGUGUCUAAUUCAUAAUAACCAAGAAAAAGAAGUCCCUGAAUAAAGGCUCCAUUUUCUAAAAUUGAUCAGGAUGGAAUGAUUUCUGUUUGAUGGUCCAGCCCAGUAGAACUGGCCAGUGAGAUGAUUCAUUAUAAGGAUGCUGUUGUCAUCUGUUAUUUUGUUGAGGUCAGUACUGUGUAAUAAAAGCCCAGUUGUGCUAACUUAAGCUAAACGUUACCAGUCAGAAACCCCAGCCCUCGUAGGUAUACCAGUGGUCCUCAGGAAGGCAUGAAAAUCCGUGCUGGACCAACAGGUCAGCAGGAAGUGGUUGUGAAGGGAAGGAUGAUUUAGGUUGAAGCGAAGGUACAUUUUAUUUAUGAGCUAUUUACUCGCAUCUCCUUUGUCAUAGCAGUUUUGUUUAUUCAUAUCUCCAGAUAUGAAAUUUUUCUUCGUGUCUCUUGCUCUCAGACAAGCAUUCAUCUUUUAAAGAUAACCUCGUGUUAGAAACUUGGAAAUCUUGAUCCCAAUAUGAGAAUUAACUUGAAACAAAAUUCUAAAUGUUUGAACUUACCUUACCUCUCUGCAUUGAGUCUCCAGUUGUCCAGGUCUCAGACCCCAGGAGUGUUAGUUACCCCCAAGUGGAACACGUGCGGUGCAUCCGAUAAGGCGCCCACAACCCACAGAUAGUGUAAACCUGGCUAGUCUACUGCCACGUAGGUAAGAACACCUGUGAUCCUAAAGGGAGAGGAAAGUGCUUGGCAUCUUGCUUUUUGCUGAGGGCAGAAUAAGAUGCUUUUUGGUGUCUGUCCUUUAAACUAUGGAAACACAGUCUGAUUUUUUUAUCUGCCCGGAAAUGGAUGUCGAACUGAUGUAGGCUUGUAUCUCUUAGCAGUGAAGCCUGUGUGAUACCCUAUAAGGCAGGAUGAAAGACUGUACAGGGCAAAAUAAAAUGCGAUCUCAGAAUCUUCGAAACUUAUUUUGGCAUAUUUUUAAAAUUUGUUUCCCCUUUUAUGCAUUAAAAGGGUUUCCACUCAGUGACAAGACUCUCUUUUCCUGGAGUCACAAGGGCGGCUCAUCUUGGUCGACGUGCAGCCCAGUCUCACUACAUUUACAAAGCAUUUCCCAGCUUAUUCUUUGUAAGGAUAAUGAUUUGAAUGUUUUGUAUCAUGAACUUUUAUGUGAGGAAGGCUAUUCUCAAUGUAUCUGUCAUCCAAUUUUUUUACUCUCUAUAAAGCAUAUUUCAAUAAUAA
Messenger RNA from Camelus dromedarius (Arabian camel), 4803 nucleotides. RefSeq names its product hook microtubule tethering protein 3 (gene HOOK3). Gene Ontology annotation, cellular component: cytoplasm; centrosome. Lineage: Eukaryota; Metazoa; Chordata; Mammalia; Artiodactyla; Camelidae. Gene Ontology annotation, biological process: cytoskeleton-dependent intracellular transport; cytoplasmic microtubule organization. The coding region runs from base 138 to 2303 and encodes 721 amino acids. The transcript is spliced from 23 exons. The record is from RefSeq and is a predicted model, not a curated record. Gene Ontology annotation, molecular function: dynein light intermediate chain binding; microtubule binding.